CAUAAUCGUUCUCUUCUGUGUAUUCGGUCCGAACAAAAUCAAAAGGAUUUACUUUUCGUGUGAAACAUCAUAGGAAAACUACAGCUUUUCGGAAAGAUUUAAUACUGUAUGUCAGACUGAGCAAUGUCGUUAUUUGACGCGUCGGUUAAUCAAGUCGUUAAAGACGUUUCCGACAAAACUUUAGUGGCUGUGCCAAAUCGCUGCUCGGCAGAUUAUUGUAAGAUUUUCUCGUUGAUCGAACGCAAGACUCGCCCAUGGCAUUUACCCUGGAAAUCUGAGUAUAAAUAUAUUCCAACCGAGUUGACACUGAAUGAUGUUUUGAUCGAGGUAGGUUACUGUAUCAAUAUAAUUAACAUAAAUAGAAAUAUAGUAUUACUUUAUGUACAGUAAUGUAUAAAAUUUACCCUCGAAAUUUUCAUCGAUAAAACCCGUGAGGCACCAAAAUAUUUACCCAUAGACCUUACUAUAUAUAUCAACAACUGGCUCAGUUCAUCAGUUGGGGUUUAAUUCCUGUCAGAGGACCUAUAGUUGCAUUUUUCGCAACUGUUUCUCGAUUUACAAAAUCUGUCAACCAGGGACGCCGGAACUGGGGGGCCGGAGGGGCAGCUGCCCCCGUUGCCCUUUACCAGGAGGGGCAAGGGGGGCAAAAGUGCCCUUUCAAUCUAAAGGAUUGCCUUGGCGAAAUAGCGAAUUGUUAGAAAUGUUAGUGCAAUUCUUUUAUGAAUUUGCUUCAGAAAACGCAAGAAAUGCAGUCAUUGAGCUUCAAGAAUAGCACAAUCGCCUGGCGGAGAACCCCCUCACAACCCUAUCAUCCAAGAAAUAGAAAACAUGAUUAGGCGAAGUUCAACUCCCGAUGUUUUGCAAACAUCUCUUAGUAUAUAUCAAUUCAAAAGUGCCCUAGUUCACAAAAAUCUGCCCCCCUUGCACAUCGUUCCGGUGUCCCUGCUGUCAACAUUAUUACAGUAACAUGGCACAUUAGGGGGUCCGAAACACACCCCCCCCCGGGCGAUUUAUUGAAUGUAUAGCUCUGACAAUGAUUGUGGCUAAAGGGGAUGGACUAGGGCCAAGUUUUCAAGAUGACCGCCAGUUUUAAGAUCAUUAAAACGUAAAAGAAUCAAUAACCAGCCACUUGCAACCAUACUAAACCUACCUAACCCUAACCCCCACACUAACCUAAUACUGACGCAAACUCUUAUUUCAAUUUUGGAACCAGCUCAUAAACUACCUCUCGCCCAUCCCUUUUAGACAUUACCCUCUGACAAUGCAUGCACCCUAUCGAAUGUGCUUUACUUGUUCUAUAUAACAGCUAUUUGUUUCCAGCCUGUUGAUGUUAAAAAUCUGCAAAGCUCAUCAGUACUGUUUCAAAACUAUUCAAGUACACCAUCAUUUCAUAAAGCUGGCAAAAUUGGCGGCAAGAUAGCAGAGGAGUUUGAUGUUGAUGUUAGUGUUAAUGAGACAAUGCAAGUCUCGUUAAAGCUUGGCAAUGUGAUGAAACAGGAAGUGCUAUGGCAAAAACUGUACGACGCAGUUAAUGGCAAGAUGGUGAAAACUGACCAUCCGUUAUUGAAAGCAAUCAAGAGUUGUAAAAAAAGAAGUUUGUUUUUAAUUGGUAUGGUGGUGACAUCUGGUUUAUCAUCUGAAAUUCUUGACGAGGAUAUGAAUUUUGGUGGUAUGUCAGAAAUAUUUAUGAUUUGAAAAUCAAUUGUUUCAAUGGAAUAAGUAGUAUUCACAACUCAAAUACGGAAUACCGGAGUUUUCUUCAAGGCGGGGGAGGGGGUAGGGGCUGCAACCACUAGGGGGGUGCACACACCCCUGCACCCCACCAGUAGAUCUAUCCCUCACUGAACCGUCAACUUGACAUUAAAAACUUUACUGUUUCUAGCUGAUCUUGGUGGCAGCCCUCAAGUUGCACUGAAGCUAAACAGCGAUGCCUCAAGUGAUACAAAACAACACAGACAGUAUACCAUACCUCUUGGAACCGCACUAGCAUAUACAUGUUACAAAUUAAAAGUUGGAAAUAACGGUGCUUUAAACCUACAACUUGGGAAUGACGUAACUGAUGCACCUCUUGUGGGUGGAGAUAAAAUUUUUGAAGGUAGAUAAAUACACAUACUAGUUAUAAUUAUCAUACCUUAAAUUUUGACGACCUUUAUUCCGAUUGCGUGUUGUAAACUAGAACAAUUAAGUCAGUUAUCCAAAAUAAUUAUAAGUUGUAGAAUUGGCAUAAUAACAUCCCAAAUAUGACAAAACAUUAAUGAUCAGUGACUGUCGGGGAACAGGAAUAUUUUCAAAAGAAUGAAAAGACAAUUAAUGGAAAAUUCCGAUCACUGUUUCAGUCAUGAGUGUUUGACUCUGAUCCUUUAGAAAGAUAAUUUUAAUUAGUCUAUCAUCUUUUAAUUAUUGUCAUACUCUACUAUUAUGCAAGCUUGUGUUCAUACGUUCAACAAUAUCGUUAGUCGGAACUUUAUAUUUUUUGUAGUUGAAAGUGUACAAGAAGCCUUAAGUGGGUUACUUACAAAUGAAGUCAGUAAUGAUUUAAUUACUAUGCUGAGAAAAAUUCUGAAAAAUAAACCAACUUGUGCUUUCAAGUUGAAUGUUGUUGUAAGUAUUUCUUGUUGAUUGAAUCUUCAAAUUAUUUAGGGCCCAAUUUACAGUUACUGUAAUAGGAUCAUCCAUUAUCGUCCAGGGAUGGAUUUACUGGGGUGCACCCUAGCCCUGGCCAGAGGGGUGCUAUUUUUCAUGAUAAAGCAAAAAAUUAUUAGAGGCAAAAUGAGAUACAGUAAUUUGAGUAAUAACCAGGGCCGCAAAGAGGGGGGGCAGCCCCGAGGUGCUGGGGCCCCUGAAAAUUUUUUGUUGGGCCCCAGUCUUUUUUGUGUGUUAAAUAUUUCUGCGCAAAGGACAAGAUAUCUGUUUUCUUGGGCUAUAAGUACCAAAAUUUGGCAUAAAAAAAUGAGAUAAAGUCCCUGUAAAACAAUUGCAACGUACUCGUGCAGAAAAAUUUUUUACCCCUAAAAUGGUACACUGACCGAAAAUUUUUUGGCAAUUGGGGGUGGAGGUUGUUCUCCGGAAAAAUUUUUUUAGAUAGGGGCCCCUAAAAAAAAAUUUGCCCCAGGCCCCCGGGUAUGAUGAUAAGUGAACUGUGAAUAACAAUUACAAUUCAAAUACAGUAGUCAAGCAAGACUUUGCAGUAGUGAAGCAAGUUGAUGGGCGGGCGGCACACAUGACUGACACAACUCAGCACCAGAGCUGGCAGAGCACACACCCCCCCUAUACCAGAUCAUGCUGGAUCCAUCCCUGUUAUCAUCCAUCGAUCCUCACAGACUGUCUUUAGUUAUUAAGCCCCGUACAGAUGAGUUUUAGUCUUCCUUGACAAGUUUUAUAUGCUCAUGUGUACAGCAAAAAAUUGACAAUAUUUCCUUGCCAAAGAGCCUAAUGAUCCAAAGCUAGUCAUGCCAUAUUUUGGACAAGGAAAACUUGACAAGUGUAUACUGUAUAGAAAUACUUCUAUGGUUUUGGCAAACAAAAGACGACCUUGACAUAAGAUAAAUGUUUAUAACAACAUUUCUAGGUUGAAAAUGCAAUUGACACUUUGCAAGGGGAAGAUGUAACAUGCAAGAUUACAGUUCAACACUUACAGAAAUUAUUCUCGGAAGAUUGUUCAACAGAUUGUUUCAAGUUCUUAGUAAAAGCAGGUUUUCAGAUUGACAAAGAGAAAAAUAAACUGGUUUAUCCAGAAAAGCUGGAUCUAUUGAAGUCCCUCUAUGUUCUCUUGGAUUGUUUGUCAGGUUAGUGCAGGAGGGGUGUGGUUGCAGUGUGAGAUUCCUGCUAUAUGCAGUCACAAGGGACCAAUAAGGGAAGGAACAAUUCUGACAUGAUAGGACUAUAUCCAGCCAGUAUAGAAAUAAAAUUACUUUACUAUGUACCAACAGAGAUGUACCAAACACUGCAGGUUUUCUCUAUGUAGAACUGAUAGAAUAGAACUGCCCAGUAAUUAAAUAAUUUAGCCUUCAGCCUUGAUCUCGACCAGUAGACCUGCCAAGUUCGGAAGAUAAGAAUGCGUGACCAGGGCCGUUGCGAGGACUUUGCCUUUGGGGGGGGGGGAGGUUAGAUUUACCGGAAUUGUUUCAAUUCACCUGAUUUUGCGUCGCCCACGAGGCGCCAUCAUGGUUGGCGCCGAGCAACCAUGAAAGCAAAAAAAUUUGAAUUCUCUAGACCGUUGGAAAUAGCAUUUUUAUAGAGUCUUUCCUACCCAAGAUUUCAAUGUUUUACUACUGCCUAAUAACGAAGAUAACUAAAAUAGUAACUACUGAUCAAUAUGACAGUGUUACUUACAGUUUAAUGUGACUAGGAAAAUUGAGAAAAUUUUGGAAAUUUUGAGUCUCCAGAUCGUCAGAAAGCGUAUUUUAAUUUUUUAAAAUUUUUUUAAAAUUUUAUAAACUUCGUCACAAUAUAAAUUACAUAUCUAAAUACUAUAAUGACUAUAACACAUUCCGAGCCAUCCUUACAUGUAUCGUAUUUGGGCAUGUACCGCAGGCCACGAUGCGUCUGACGCUAAUUCUAACGUUGUUAACUCUAAUUCUACGUUUGUACAAAGCGUUGUCAAUGAGUUAUUGUACGAAAAGUGGGAUAGCGUCAUAUAAUGUUAAAAAUGCGUAACUUUAAGAUCAUUUUAGUUAUGCGUGCGGGACAGCGGGAACAAAAGCAGAAUGCGUAACUUUCACGCGAAAUGCGGGAACCUUGGCAGGUCUGCUCGACAGUGGGUUCAAUUCUCGAUAUGGACUCAUGUGUGGACUCAAUGUGAAAAGAGUCAUUCAGUCAACAUGCAGAAAGUCUUGGGUUUUUCUCUGGGCUCUCCGGUUUCCUCCCACAGGGAAACUUGACAGGGUGGGUUAGGAUAAACAUACUGUAGUUAGGGACCGGUCAAUAUUUAAGGCGGGGGGUGGCACCGAAGAGAAAAGGGUUGGGUAAACAAAAUUUUGAGUAAGUAAAAGGUUGGGUAAAUGAAAAACAAAACAACUCAAGGGUUGGGUAAUAAAAAUUUAUUGUCAUUUCAAAGCAUGACCCACUGAAAUAUUGGAGACUGAAAAGCAAUGUCAACAGUCAUUUGUCAAUACAAUAUGUGAAUCAAUCAGAGUCACUAUCUUGAUCAUAGUUUGACAAAACAAAUUGUGUUUCCAAAGAAAGUACAUGUGCAGACAACAUGAAACUUUAGACUGCAGAAAAUUUCACAAGCAUUUAUCAAACUCAUGUCACUGAAGUGAUAAAGGACAUGUAUGACAACUGAAUGGUAUCCUUUUGUUAAGUUUUUGGCCAGGGGUGGGUAGUUAUUUUUUAAUUGAUAUUUGAGGUUGGGUAAUCAAGUUUUUGUCUUUUUAAUGGUUGGGUUAGCAAAAUUUUUGACACGGAAAACAUUUCUCUUCGGUGCCACCCCCCACCAUAAAUAAUGACCGGUCCCUUAGGGAAAAAAUGGUUGUAAAAAUAAAUAGUCUAAGCUUAGUAGGUAAUAUAGGUAAGCGUAAUACUUGAUGUGAUUGGUCACUCAAAAGCCCAGAUGGUGAAGCGAGCUGAAUAAUCAUAAUCAUAACAGUCUUGUUUCCUGUUUUUCAGAAAUGAGUAAUGUACAGAUUCAGACUCUUACAGAUUGUGAUAUCUCACAUAGAAAUGACAUAAUGUUACCCGUAAGUAUGAAUUACAUAUCCAUUCUAUCAUUUGCAAGAAUCAUAUCUACUGAUCACAUUCUCAGGGGUUGAAAAAAUAGAUGAGCACUGCUCGCAGGAAAUGUUAAACAGCUGCAGGAAAUUCGUUUGAAUGAAGAUUUGCUAUUGAAAAUUUGAAGGAAACCUUAACACCUAUGUCCCACUUUGGGCGCAACAACAUAUGGUUGACAGACAUUAUUCCUUGAAUUUAAAACCAUGGUCGGCUAGAACACGUACUAUAUGUUUAUGCACAUGCAGAUUUAGUACAAAAAUACUCCGUUGGUCAGGAAAAUUUUGUCUGUGCAUGUGCUACCGGGAAAAUUAUUUUUUUCCUGCCCUGCACAUUAAUUCUCACCAUUUUCAUUGACCAUGUACCAUCUGCUGCGUGACAGCUAGUGUUUAAAUGACACCAUAGGUAAUAGAAAUAUCAUGAUGGUCAGAUGGUGAAACCAUGCAGGUCACCUAUAUUACUUCACAAUCUUUUGUUUUAGAUACAAAAAGUGAUUCAAUCGACAGAUGUGAAUAAAAACAACAUAGAGUUUUCAGAAGUUUUUGCUGACGACCAUCCAGUAGCAAGAUUUUUGAAAAGUGUUGGUUUGAAUCUGGUUAGAAGCGAUUCUUCAGUCCACGUGGAAUAUUUACCGAAAUGCCAGUCUGUGCUACAAUUAAGAUCAUCGCUAGUUGCCGUCCAUGGCAUGUGUGCAGUAUAAUUAGUGGAAAAGAAUAAUUAUGGAUACUUUGCAAAGAAUUAACUCUCUUUCUCUAAGAAUGUGCUUAGGGAAUUACCCAUCUAUUGCAGUUUUUAGCAAAGGCAGCAGUUUUUAGCAAAGACAGAAUUAUGGCUAGCUAACAACAAGUGUUAGUCCAGCCAGGGUUUAAACCCAAAGUCUCCCAAUUUUUUUCUGAUACCAACUAGUAGGGUACUGUACAUGGUUUUUAAUUAACAUAUAGGAUUGUUUUAUUCUAAAAAUAUAGGUUUUCUAAAUCAACAAUGAUUUUAUCGUUAGUAAUGCAUAUAUAUAUAUAUAUACAAUAUUCAAUAUCUACAAUUAUAAUACCUUUGUAAGUAACGAAAUACCUUCUUAAAUACACGGUAUUUUUAUGUUCAUCGCGUGUUUUAGACUUCUUGCAUUUGUGUAGUUAAUUGCUCGUCAGCAUGCAUCGUGUCCAACACUUUUUUGAAUGAAUUCACGCUUACC
This is a messenger RNA of Paramuricea clavata, 6895 nucleotides long. NCBI's taxonomy places the organism in Eukaryota, Metazoa, Cnidaria, Anthozoa, Malacalcyonacea, Plexauridae. The record is from the annotation of a GenBank genome assembly.